This is a messenger RNA of Penicillium bovifimosum, 2277 nucleotides long. Its product is annotated as MKT1 family protein. Gene Ontology annotation, cellular component: nucleus. The transcript is spliced from 6 exons. Gene Ontology annotation, biological process: DNA double-strand break processing; mismatch repair; DNA recombination. The record is from RefSeq and is a predicted model, not a curated record. Lineage: Eukaryota; Fungi; Ascomycota; Eurotiomycetes; Eurotiales; Aspergillaceae. Gene Ontology annotation, molecular function: 5'-3' DNA exonuclease activity; 5'-flap endonuclease activity. The coding region runs from base 1 to 2277 and encodes 758 amino acids.
AUGCCGAUUCGCCCUCUCGAUGAAUGGGCCGUUGGCCGCACCCAGUCCCUGCCACUCUCCGCGUUGAAAGGCGCCGUCAUCGGUAUCGACGCAUCGCACUACAUCCACCAACACCUCGUCAAUCAGUCAACCCGAGAGGCCCUUCUCGGCGCACUAGGCGGAUUCCCGUUCGCCCUGAGAGCCAACAUCGAGAAGGAAUUGCAGACUUUCAAGAACCUCGGCGUCGCCUGCAUCUUCGUCUUCAAUGGUUUGACAUUCGGCAAGAGGGAGCAGCGCGCCCAACCCGCCGCGUCGCGCUCGUUCCAACAAGCCUGGGACCUUUAUGACCAGCAACAGGCAGACCAGGUCGUGGAUGCUUUCAGCAGUGCCGGUAUGAUUACAGACCCAGUUUUCUACGUCACCCCGAUGACAGACUCCUCUGGAAGCACAUACUAUUAUUGGACCCAGCAAGACGACCCGAUUGCUGACAGUUGGGUAUUAUCAGGCACCCCGCCCCCGGAGACACUCUUCAGAUUCCUGCAACGGAUCUUGUUCCAAAACGGAGUUGAAUUCAUCGUAGCACCAUACAGCGCUGUGGCUGAGCUCUCUUACCUUGCCCGCGGUAAUAAUCCUGUGGUCGAUGCUGUUUUUGGCCCCUCCGAAGCUCUUUUAUUCGACCUCGAUAAGCUGGUGACCCGUAUCGACACCGAGCCCGCGCAAUUCUUCUGGAUCACAAAACAAACCUGUCAGGAGGAGUUGGGACGCCUCUCAAAUGAACAAUUCUUGGAAUUUUGCUUGUUGCUGGGUUCUCCAUUCCUGCGCGCUCUCCCGCUUUUCGACAAUCCGGCCUUCCCAGGGAAAGGCCCCACCGUUCGUGAUGCGUUGCCGAUGUUCAACGCAGCGGGGCGCAGUGCCUUGACACUGUGUGCUCAAUAUGAAGAGGACCGCCGUAUGCAGGAACUCCAGUACGCAGACUUGUACAAGCGCGCGUAUAUGAUCGUGAAGCACCAUGUCUACCUUGACAUCGAGGGUCGUGUUGGCCCCAUGGACCCAGAGAAUACCUCGUCAGAUAUGCAUGAGCUUAUCGGACAGCGCCUACCAGAGGAGCUGUACUUCUAUAUCUCGAAAGGCAUUAUUGGCGCCGAUGUACCGAACUUCCUUACCACGGGUGAAGUUCGCCUCUCGCUACCGCUUGGCACCGAAGACACAGAGAUCUAUCGCCAGCUCGUGGGUGAUAUUCUGACGCCCAUUCGCACUCAGUCCAUUUGUCUUUUGGCAAACUCACUUCACCGUUUCUACCAAACGAAAGUGAUCAAGAUCCGUCCUUGGUUCGAUGAGAACUCGGACAGUCGAUUCGUCGAACUAAAGAACCUUCCGUCCGUCAAAGAGACCAUUGUGCGUUGGAGAAUUCAUGGGGAAAAUCUCCCCGAGAGUGUCAAGAAGAUCCAAGCGCCUCGUGGAUCCUUCAAAUUUGCCGUUCAGAGCUUGAACGACCCUGAGUUUGCGUCUAAGUCGUUUGCUAAUAGAGAGACACCUGCCCUGUCAUCACAGGAUGAUAUAUUGUCCAAUGUUAUGUGGCGAUUCCUGCAACUGCGUGGAUACGCGGACGAGAAGCACCAGCUCACUUCGUGGGGCCAGUGUUUAGUGCAGGCAUUCUCAGCGGUCGAUACUGCAGACAACCUUGAGGAGUCAAUCUUCAUUGCCAUCGAGAUGAUCCGCCUGGGUCUUCUCAACACAAAGCAGUGGUUCUCACAUGUGUCCGGAGGUCCUAUGCGAGGAUCGGACAACGACAAGUCUUUCAACAUGCUCAUCUCCCGCCUUGCAUGUGUGGCCAAGUUGCAGCACAAGAGCAUUGGUUACUCCGGGCCCCUGAGCCGUCAACUUCUUUGCUACCGGUCUUUGAUUUCUGAGGUUCGCUCUACAUUAAGGAACCUGAUCGAGGUGGUACUGGCGAGUAUGCUCCUCAGUUCAGACGCCGAUCGGGACCGUAAUGACUGGACUGAGAUGGGUAUCAAGCUUCCGUUUAUUGACGAUAAUGAUUGUGGGCUUGGAAUUGCGGUCCGAACCUACCUUGACGACCUUCCUCUACAGGCAAAUCCCACCUCGCCCGAGGCUCGUUCCGAUGUGAAGGCGAAGGGCAAGGAAUGGUUCCAGCACAGCGAAAGCUUUACUGGAAACCUGGAUUUGGCUUUCAAGCUUUGGGAUGCGGUCUACGCAGGUACACAGGGUGCUGGUAAGGAGUUCAAGGAGGCCAAGUUUUGGGAUGAGGCGAACAAGUGGUUGGCAGAGAGACGAUGA